Daktulosphaira vitifoliae (grape phylloxera) is the source of this 4461-nucleotide messenger RNA. Its product is annotated as tetratricopeptide repeat protein 37. Gene Ontology annotation, cellular component: Ski complex. The record is from RefSeq and is a predicted model, not a curated record. The transcript has 2 exons. NCBI's taxonomy places the organism in Eukaryota, Metazoa, Arthropoda, Insecta, Hemiptera, Phylloxeridae. Gene Ontology annotation, molecular function: protein binding. Bases 471 to 4373 code for a protein of 1300 amino acids.
UAAUCUUAGAUUAAGAGUUCUUUAACCAUAGAUCUUAUAAAUAUUUAGAUUUAUAAAUAAUUAAUGUUUAUAAAUCAUAAGAGAUCAAUGACUUCAGCAUAGCUGGACACUUAUUAUCCAUCAUUGUUAUCAUAUGUGAUAGUAAUAAAUGAACCAUAAUUCUGUUAUUGAUUAACAUAAUGUUUUUAGUAAAUUGGACCUAAAAAAUUAUAUAAAUAAUAUUUUUUUUUGAAAAAUUCAAAUUUUAUUAUAUCUAGUUAAAUUUAAAACAAAAUUAAGUAACCAAGCUCUGUUUUCUGUUAUUUUACUUGUAAUAUUUUUUCUAAGCAUAAGAUUGAUGAUAUUUUGGAAUUAAUUAUCAAUAAAAUUUUUAAUUAACCACACUUUAAAAAUUAGUUCAAUGCAAGUGAAACAAAUUCUUGAAUCGCUCAUAAAUAUUUUUUGAUAUAAUCAACAUAAAAUAUAACAAGAUGGAUAAAAUUAAUGUAAAACAACAAUUGAAACGUGCUAAAGAAGAGUUCAUUAAAAAAGAUUUUAUUGAAGUAGCUAAAAUAUGUAAAACUGUGUUGGCUUCAGAACCAAACAAUAUUUCUGGCUUGAUUUUGUAUGGUGCUACCUUAUUAGAAAUACCAUCAAAAAAAGAUGAAUCCAUACAAUAUUUUCAAAAAGUAAUUGAAAUAAAUCCCAAUAAUUUGUUUGCUUGGCAAGGUGUUGAACAAUACUAUGAAAAGUGCGAUAGGCUAGUUGUAUCUCCUCAACUUUUCUAUACAUAUGCAAAUUUGUUAUGUUUAGAAACUGAUGAAACCAAGUGUAUUACUAGAGCAAAAAAAGCUAUAGAUUUGUGGAAAAAUUAUAAGACAAAGUUGGACAUGAAUCUUUUUAUUAAUAUGGUAUUGUCCAAAAUAGAAACUGAAGAAAUGACUCCUCAAAUUUUAGCAAUUUGUAGAGUUCUUGCAGAAUUUCCAUUUACUGAAGAAACUAAUACCUUAGAUAAACACCUAGAAAAAAUUUAUACUGCAUUGUGUGAAGAUAAUAACUAUAAUGAUAGAUUUGAAGUCUACUGUAAACUUAUUCCAGUUUUAAAAUCAAAAGGAAAAAGACAAGAAAUAGUUGAUACUUGUGAAAAAAUGUUAUCACUAUAUAAUAAUAAUGCAAUAGCAAUUAAUUUUUUUUGUGAUUCUUUCAUUAGUAAUUACAUUAAGACUGUAAUAGAUCCUGAGGAAAGUUUAAUAAAAUUAGUGGACAAAAUGAGUACUAAAGUUUGGGAAAGGUGUGAAGUUUUGCUUCUAGCACAACCAACUAAUCCAAAUUCAUUAAUAGCUAAAAGUAUUGUUUUGACUCUUCAAAAAAAAUAUGAAGAAAGUCGAAAAAUGUUACAAAAAGUUUUACAAGUAACUAAUCGCUCUUGGCAGGCGUGGUUUUUACUUACAGAAAUUCAAGUCAAUAUUCACUUCUACAAAGAUGUAGUUCGGUGUGUGCAACAAGCAAAAAAAAUUAUAAAACCUACUUUUUCUUGUUAUGAAACAAUGGUAAUAUGGGAAAUAGAAGCUUAUUGUUUUUGCUUACAAUUUCUACAUGGUCGCCAACUAGCUAUUCAUUUGUUGUCCGAAAAAUAUUCUAUUAAUUUAAAUAAGUGUAUAAUUAUUGCCAGUUGUAAUCUUAAAGAUCAAGAAACUGCCAAAAAGUAUUUAAAUAUAUUAAAAAAUAAUUGUGAUAAUAAUGAUUAUUAUUUAUUAUUAGAAGGAUAUUACUUUAGCCGAUUUGGGCAACUUGAUGAUGCUUUAAAUACUUUAAAAAUUAUUGAAAGUUCUUCAGUUGACAUGAAGUUGUUAUUAGGAAAUAUAUUUUGGGAAAAGGGUUGUUUUGCAGAAGCUGGUAAACUUUAUCUAGAAGCUUCACACAGUGCACCAUUUAGGUGUGAUCUUAUUACUAAACUAGGAAAUUUUUAUAAACAAAUACAAAAUUUUUCUAUUGCUAUAGCUUGCUAUGAAAGAUCUAUUAUGUUAAAUCCGGAUGAUGAAGAAACAGGAAUUUCACUAUCUGAUCUUUAUAUUUCUUUUUCUAAAAAUGAAGAACAUGAAAAUUUAUUACAUUUUUUGAAAACUUCAAUUAAUGUAAAAUGGGCUUCUUUUAGAUUAGGUUUAUAUUAUUUAAAAUUGAAAAAUUAUGAAAAAGCUGUGGAUAAUUUUCAACUUUCUACAAAGUAUGAUCCAAAAAAUGCACUUAAUUAUGAAUGUCUUGGAGAUGCCCUUUUUGGGCGUAAAUCAUUUAUUGCUGCAAAACAUACUUACAAUAAAUGUUUAGAACUUAAUCCGACUCUUUUAUACCCAAAAUUACAAGUUGCUAAAAUUGAAUAUCAAAUUGGACUAUUAGACUCAAGUAUUCAACUUUACAAUAGUAUUAUUAAUGUAUACCCUAAUGAGUUAAUUGCAUUAUUAGAAACUUCUAAAAUAUUUUUAGAACAUGCUAAACAUAUUUCAAAUAAUCAAGUAAAUAGAAGUUAUGACCUGUGUAAAAAUGUAAGUUUAUACUUACAUAGAGCAUUACAUAUAGAUAACCGACAUGUAUUAACUUGGAAACUAUUUGGAGAUUUAUGUAUGCUAGUUGUUACAAUGCCAGAAAAAUUAUCAUGCUUAACUUUACCUUGGAAUGUAUUUGAUAAUAGUCAAAAAAUGUAUGAAAUAAAAGAUUUACAAUUAUAUACCUACUCACGUAGGUGUUAUACUCAGGCUUUAAAUAUAACUAUUAAAAAAUCUUCAUUGAAUUCAGCCCAAAAGUAUAUUUGGUACGAUUUAGCUAAAUGUUAUUUAAAACAUGCACAGAACUCAUUUAGUGAACAACUACAACAAAUGGAAUUUAAGUUAAAAGCGAAACAAGCUAUUAAGAAAUGUUUAUCAUUGGAUAGUAAAAAUAAAGACUUUUGGAAUACUUUGGGGUUAAUUGAGACAAUCGAAGAGUCUGAUAAUGAAUACUUUAGUUAUAUUUGCUUUGUUAAGUCCCUUGAAUGUGAUUUGAAUGCUAUUGCUUACAAUAAUUUAGCUGUUAAAUGUGCUAUUCAUAAUAAUGUAGAUUUAGCACAAGAGGCAUACAAUUUGAGUCAAUGUAUUGAUCCAACUUUAAUUAAUAGUUGGAUUUUACAAGGAUUACUUACCCAAUAUGAUGACCCAGAAAAAUCAUUGGAUUUAUUAUAUCAUUCCACCACUUUAGGAAUUCAUGAAGAGAGCAUAUGUAAUUUCAUACAAUUAAACUUCAAAAAUAUAGAUAUUAAUUCUAAAGUACUGAAACCAUCUUACCAAACAUUGCACAGUAUAGAUGUACUAACUUGGCUUACAUCAAAAAAUCCCAAACACAGCUGGGGCCUUAAUGCAUUAUCCAUGUUAUUCAAACAUUGUGGUCUUUAUAAAAAUGCUAUUAAAUAUGCCAAGAAAGCUGAAGAAUGUUGUGAUUCAGAAAAUAAAGUAAUUAUUCAAAGGAAUUUAGCAUUCAGUCUUCUUAAAGCUGGUUAUUAUCAAGAAGCUAUUCAGAAAUACAAUGAAAUAGAUGAAUUGAAUGUAAAUGAUAGAUCUGGAAUGGCUCUUUCACUUUAUAAGACCAAUAAAUUUCAAGAGGCAUAUGCUAUUUAUGAGUCUUUAACAGAUAGUAAAAUUGAUAUUGGUAUUGUAUCAUCUGCAUACUUAGCAAUGGCUUCAAUUACUUUUAGUAUAAAUCAAGACUUUGAAAAAGCUAAAAUAUUAUUUUUGAAAAGUAUACAAAAUAAUAAAGCAAAUGUACAAGCUCUUCUUGCAACUUUUGCUCUUGGUAUUGUAAUACGUGAUAUAAACUUAUCAAAAAUUGUUUUACAAGAAUUGCAUACAUACAAAGAUGAUUCUGUAUACAUGAAAGAUAUAAUUCGCUUUAUGGCAUAUUUCUAUUACAUGAAUCGACAACCAACUGUCUCACUACGCAUAAUCAGUCGUUAUGUCCACAGCUAUCCUGAUAAUCCACAUUUGAUGGUAAAUUUGGGUUAUAUUUUAAUAUAUUAUUAUAUGGCAAAUAAAUCUAAGUAUAAAAGAGGUUUGGGACCUCAUUUAUUUGAAUGUGCUACAAUUGUUAGCAAUAAACAAUGGGAACUUAGUCAAGCAUUAUUAUUAACUAGCAUUUGUAAUCUAUUUGAAGGAAACUUAAAAAUGUGUUUGAAAAAUGUUUCAAGAGGAAUCCAUAUGUAUCCUACUUCAUCAGAUCUUUGGACUGUACUUCUAAAUGCUAUUUAUUGUCGUGGUAAUGUGAUUAAUGCUACAUUUUUAAAAAUUUAUAUUGGUUUUGUUUUAAAUAACUUAAAUCCUGAAGAACAUUUAAAAUCUAAUCUUUUAAAACUUCAAAAUCAUAUUCCAUAGUUAUUAGUGAUCCAUUUAAUUAUAAUUAUUAAUUGAUUGUAUUAACAUUUAAAUAAUUUUUAAAAUAAAAAGUGUAAUUAUUUUAUUA